Cuscuta epithymum is the source of this 1023-nucleotide messenger RNA. The record is from the annotation of a GenBank genome assembly. Lineage: Eukaryota; Viridiplantae; Streptophyta; Magnoliopsida; Solanales; Convolvulaceae.
CCCCUCCCCAGCCCUCCAUGCAUCUUAUAUAUGAUAUAAACUUCAUCCAUUUCCAUAGAAUUAACGUACAAAAAACAGAAAAGUUUGAAUUAUAUUUAUAUACUAGUGAAAAAUAAUUGUGCAAGCUAAGGUUCAAAUUUCUUUCAAUCUUGGAUCAGAUAUUCAGAUCGAUAAUGGCAGCUCCAUUAGGCUGUUUCCCCGGCGGUGUUUCUCCUCCUGGUUUUCCGUCGAGUGGAAACCUUAUUUCUAAGCCCAUAAACACUUCAAAAAGCUUUCUCUUCCCAAAUGGUGUCGGAAGUUACUUCAAUCUUUGCUCUUCUUCACUUGUUGAAACUGCCAAAAGUUUGGACAGUAGUCAUCAUGCUUUACGCCCUGUACCUAAGAGAGGUAUUGUUGCAUGCAUUGGCGGGGGAGCUGGUAUCGAACCUGUUGCUGGAUCUUUCCUCGACCCCAAUCCCAUAAAGGGUUGGCUGAUAGGGAUUUUGCUAUCUGCGGUUAUUCCAUUUUUCCGUCACAAAUUUGGGUCUCUUAUGCAAAUCAGAAGUGAGAUUUACUUUGUAUUUGCGGUUUUAAUCAUACAUAAUUCUAUAGAACAGGUGGAAGAAGUGGUCCACGGCUUAGAGAAGGUGGCGGAGGUGGUGGACAAAGUGGCCGAAGAAAUAGGCGGGACUCUUCCGGACGGAAGUUUGAAAGAAGCGGUGGCGAUGGUGGAACGUGCGGCUGAGAAAGCCGAUAAGAGCGCCGAGAACUUGGGAGAGUUAAUCGAUAAGGUGGAAGAAUUGGGAGAGAAGGUGGAGGAGCGCGUUGAGUCGUUGGUGGCAUUGGCGCGCCACCAAGCUAAAGAACAUACUCCUAACAAAAGUGCUAGAGUGGAAAAUUCAUAAAUGAAAUUUAUACGUAGUAUUUUCGCAAGAAAACAUCAAAUUAAAUACUCAUUCCUUCGAAAUAUUUUUAUUUAUGUUUUUUCAUCUCAACAUUGAAUUUGUGUCAUAUAUAUACUUGAUCAUAUGCAUAUCUUAAUGG